AUGUUGGACCGUUGCAACACAUGGUUGUUGGAGACCUACCAACACCUAGCAGACCCUCUAGCUGUACCCGGGUCUGAAGAUAGAUUGCCCACAGGCCUUGCAGAAGUUGUGGAAAGCACACAUGAGAUUGUGGACGACAUCAGCCAUCCGGUUUACGCAUUGGGGUUCAACCUUGACACCAGUGCAGGUGGCAAACGUCUGCCAAUGCUACAUCAAACUGUAUCCAAGAUUCAUUGCCAUCAUGUCAAGAUCCACUCGCGAGUUGAUGAAGCUCUUUGCAACAUGCGCAUGUCGUGCAGAGGUUCCAUGGUCAAAGCGACCAACACACUUCAAGCAGUGAUCAUGGUGAAACAACUCGUGGACCAAGGGCUGACUACCCACAUGCAGUUCAUCCGCUCUUGGAACCAACAGGCACCCAAGCAGUUCCAGUUUGUGGGAAAGCGCCUCACUGCUUUGAAGCUUUUGUUCGAAGACACACCGAAGGACAUCUUGGAUGAAAUUUUGGGCCAUGUUGCCAAACAUGGUUGGGAUGGUUCAGUGUGGAGUGAUGACAACUUGUCAUCGAAGAAGCUUUACCCAAAAUUCCAGUUCCCACCCAAAAGCAAGGCAUGGUUACCAAGAACCAAGACCAGCACCGAGAGCAUGAUGGCAGCGGUUUUGUUCCUUCAGAACCGGCAUGACAGAAUGGCAGACAAAGGCAACCAGAAAAGAAAACCAGAUGUUCACUUUGUGGAGGAAGUAAGCAUGAAAGCAGCUUGUGCUGUGAACCUCAUGACAGAGUUUGUGGACACAUGCCCCGUGGACCGCAAAGAGGUUUUUGCACAAUGGAUUCAAGCAUGGUUGAAUGGCGACACCAAAGUGGACAUUGAGUUGGAGCAGCUUCUGUUUGACCGUGUGGACAAGUUGGAUGUCCGGGUGCAGAUUCCCACAUUCAAGAGGCUGAGCGACAAACAGGUCUUCCACCGACCCGUGGUCAACUUGGAAAAAGUGGAGAAUCAAUUGGUCAUCGAUCAAUACCAUUUGCAGAUGAAACAGAUCGAAUACGAUGUGAAUGUCUUCAAGACUUGGUCCAAGAAAACGAUGAACAUCGAGUAUGCUCGUGACCAGGCGACUUGGAAAUGGAGACGGGACAGGAGGCUGCAGGCACUUGAAGCUGCAGAUCUGGCACUGUCUUCUUGCAGCAAGCUGGUGGUCUUCGAAGGGAGGAAGACAGAGCGGGCCAUUCAAGAAACGAUGACAUUCAAAAAGAAUUGCGUUCAAUCCAAAUUGGGGCUGGACAACUCGUCUCAAAUCACACAGGUGAUCUACUACAAUUGCAGCGCCCCAUGCUUGAUCACAGCCGACAAUUUGGAGAAUGGUUUGGAGCUGAUGUCUUGGCGCUUGUCCGAUCAAAUGCAAUCGAUCGGUGUGAUGCUUUGCCCUGCUUUCUCGCACCAACGAGGCCGUGUCUUUUUGGAAGAGAAGACUAUUUUGGAAAGGCUAGUUCGCAAUCAUAAGCUUGAUGCCCGAGAUCAAAGGCCAAUGAGCUAUCAGGGACGAUUGAUCUUUGCCAGCCCGCUGGAGCUGAGCAAGAACUGCUGGUUCUCAUGUGAUCUCCGAAAGACACAGAGAACAACAGAAAUCGCACAGCUCAGCCCCAAGAAGAUGCGAGAGAUUGAGGAUGUCGACCCAGAUGCUGUGAUCUCCGAGAAAAGGUUGUUCAUGCCCGUGUCGGUGGUGCAGCAAUGGCGCAACCAUUCAUUGGUGGGAGCUGAGUUCCAAAAAGUUUUGGAUGAGUUCUUGAAAGACUAUGAGAUUGUCGAGCCCAAGACAGAGACUACCGAGCCAAAUGACAAGGACCCAAAGCGCCCAGCACCCACUCCUUUGCCUUCACCAAGCAAGAAACCUCGCAAUGCUUUGGAUGCCUCUUUGAUCUGUGAGGCAAACUCCAUCACCCAAGCCAUGCUGACUGAAUGCCGCAUUGGUUCCAGAGACCCACCAGUGUUUCUCCAAGUUCGCGCUUCCAAUCACAUCUACUUGGUGAACAAAGGAAGCAAAGAGUUUACAGCAAAUGAGCUGCACAUCGCAGGGUUUGGUCGGGGAAGCUUCCGCAUUGUGAAGAAUGAUGCUGAUUUGCCAGAUGGGGCCAUUGAGCUUUCCUUCAGUGGCCACACCGAUGUUAUCCACUUCAAUGGUUCCCUCACAACAGUGGGAGAAGUGCUGAAAGAGCUACGCAAUCGCAAUCCCGAUUGCAAAGUGUGCUAUUUCAAAUUGAAAUUUGCUGAAGAUGGGAAUCCACAUGCUUUUGAGCUGAUUCGAACACACCGUGUAGUGUUUGUUCCCCGCCCAGAGGAAAAGACCAGCGAGAUGAAAGAGAUGAAUGCUGCAGCCCGUGAACCAUUGCAAGUGUGGAAUGUGUCCCAAGCAGCCAACAUCUUCUGGGUGAUGAAAUUUUCAUCAGUGAAAGGCCUGAUCCCAGUGAAGCCGGCUGUCUAUUUGAAGGGCCAUUGCUCCGUGGGGCCCGGACAAGCCUUGGUGAUCAGCAAACCUUGA
This is a messenger RNA of Durusdinium trenchii, 2532 nucleotides long. Lineage: Eukaryota; Dinophyceae; Suessiales; Symbiodiniaceae. The record is from the annotation of a GenBank genome assembly.